Molecule: messenger RNA, 958 nt
Organism: Elaeis guineensis (African oil palm)
Lineage: Eukaryota; Viridiplantae; Streptophyta; Magnoliopsida; Arecales; Arecaceae
Product: vesicle transport v-SNARE 13
Biological process (GO): vesicle fusion; vesicle-mediated transport; intracellular protein transport
Cellular component (GO): late endosome membrane; endoplasmic reticulum membrane; Golgi apparatus
Molecular function (GO): SNARE binding; SNAP receptor activity
Source: RefSeq, a predicted model, not a curated record
GAUUGCUAUUUCUUCCGGCUUUCGGGAAUAAUCCGAAGGAGUCACGAUGAGCGAGGUGUUCGAAGGCUACGAACGGCAGUACUGUGAGAUCUCGGCAUCUCUCUCGCGGAAGUGCUCAUCGGCUGCUGUUCUUAACGGAGAGCAAAAGAAGCAGAAGAUUUCCGAGAUUAAAUCCGGAAUAGAUGAUGCGGAAGCUUUGAUUAGGAAGAUGGAUCUGGAGGCGAGAAGUUUGCCGCCAAGCGUGAAGGCUGGAUUGCUUGCAAAGUUGAGGGAGUACAAAUCUGAUCUGAAUAACUUGAAGAGUGAGCUCAAGAGGAUCUCAACUGCUAAUCCUAACCAGGCUGCAAGAGAGGAGCUGUUGGAGUCUGGGAUGGCGGAUACACUUGCGGUGUCUGCUGAUCAAAGAGGAAGGUUGUUGAUGUCAACAGAGAGACUGAAUCAAUCUUCUGAAAGGAUCAAGGAGAGUAGAAGAACUAUGUUGGAGACAGAAGAGCUUGGUGUUUCAAUUCUUCAAGACCUCCAUCAACAACGCCAGUCUCUCUUGCAUGCUCAUAAUACACUACAUGGGGUGGAUGAUAACAUUGGCAAGAGCAGAAAAAUCCUGACGGCCAUGUCCAAAAGAAUGGACAGGAACAAGUGGAUAAUUGGAGGCAUCAUUGCCGUACUUGUGUUGGCCAUUCUUCUAAUUCUGUACUUCAAGCUCUUUCACUAAACAUUGCUACGGAAGAUUUCUUUAUGUGAUCGUCCCAUGUUGGUUUAACAAUCAACGAGUGAUGUACAAUUGGCUGGCCCUAUGUUCUAUCUGUUUUCCUUUCAGUCUCUGAGUGUAUCUAAAACUGGUUUGUUUUUACGGAACAACUUUAUUUUGUGUGGUUGUUUCAUGAUAUAUGGUGCAUAGGUGGUUUAAGCUUGAACAAUCCUGGAGAAUCUUAUACAUAUCUGAGUGCUCCUUAAUUUC